This is a messenger RNA of Ceratotherium simum simum (southern white rhinoceros), 1452 nucleotides long. It is a transcript of the gene EDAR, whose product is annotated as ectodysplasin A receptor. Gene Ontology annotation, biological process: positive regulation of canonical NF-kappaB signal transduction; positive regulation of JNK cascade. Gene Ontology annotation, cellular component: plasma membrane. Lineage: Eukaryota; Metazoa; Chordata; Mammalia; Perissodactyla; Rhinocerotidae. Gene Ontology annotation, molecular function: signaling receptor activity. The record is from RefSeq and is a predicted model, not a curated record.
CUGAUGUGCUCAGCCAGAGCAGAAUACUCCAGCUGCGGCGAGAAUGAGUACUACAACCAGACCACCGGGCUGUGCCACGAGUGUCCCCAGUGUGGGCCUGGGGAGGAGCCCUACCUGUCCUGUGGCUACGGCACCAAAGAUGAAGACUAUGGUUGCGUCCCCUGCCCGGCGGAGAAGUUUUCCAAAGGAGGCUACCAGAUAUGCAGGCGCCACAAAGACUGCGAAGGCUUCUUCCGAGCCACCGUGCUGACACCAGGGGACAUGGAGAAGGACGCUGAGUGUGGGCCUUGUCUCCCGGGCUACUACAUGUUGGAGAACAGACCCAGGAAUAUCUACGGCAUGGUCUGCUACUCCUGCCUCCUGGCACCCCCCAACACUAAGGAAUGUGCAGGAGCUGCCUCGGGAGUCUCGGCCAGCCUCCCCAGCACCUCCGGCAGCAGCACUCUGUCUCCCUUCCAGCACGCCCACAAAGAGCUCUCAGGCCAAGGGCACCUGGCCACGGCCCUGAUCAUUGCCAUGUCCACCAUCUUCAUCAUGGCCAUUGCCAUUGUCCUCAUCAUCAUGUUCUACAUCAUGAAGACGAAGCCUUCUGCCCCAGCCUGCUGCACCAGCCAACCCGUGAAGAGCGUGGAAGCCCAAGUGAACAAGGAAGAAGAGAAGAAAGAGGCCCAAGACAGUGUGGUGAUUUUCUCUGAGAAGGACGAAUUCGAGAAGCUGACAGCAGCUCCAGCAAAGACUGCCAAGAGCGAGAACGACGCCUCGUCGGAGAACGAGCAGCUGCUGAGCCGGAGCAUGGACAGUGACGAGGAGCCCGCCUCCGACAAGCAGGGCUCCCCCGAGCUGUGCCUGCUGUCGCUGGUCCACCUGGCCAGAGAGAAGUCGGCCACCACCGCCAAGGCGGCCGGGAUUCAAAGUCGAAGAAAAAAGAUAUUGGAUAUGUAUGCCAACGUGUGUGGAGUGGUCGAAGGUCUCAGCCCCACGGAGCUGCCAUUUGAUUGUCUUGAGAAGACGAGCCGAAUGCUCAGCUCCACAUACAACUCCGAGAAGGCGGUUGUGAAAACAUGGCGCCAUCUCGCCGAGAGCUUUGGACUGAAGAGGGAUGAGAUUGGGGGCAUGACAGAUGGCAUGCAACUCUUUGACCGCAUCAGCACGGCAGGCUACAGCAUCCCAGAGCUGCUCACAAAACUGGUACAAAUCGAGCGGCUGGAUGCCGUGGAGUCCUUGUGCGCAGACAUAUUGGAGUGGGCUGGGGUGGUGCCGCCUGCCUCCCAGCCACCGAUUACACCCUGAGGAGCAUGCCUGUGGACUGUCCUCCCUGGGAUGCACCAAGGAUUAUGAGGGCUCUGGAGCUGUGAGUGGUGCCAACAGACUGCCAAGAAUCAAGACUUUUUCUGCUAUGUCACCAGGGUAUGCCUUAGAUUGUUCCAAGGAACAAGAGGAAAUGAGGCCUGU